This is a messenger RNA of Papaver somniferum (opium poppy), 1869 nucleotides long. Its product is annotated as zinc finger CCCH domain-containing protein 37-like. Gene Ontology annotation, molecular function: metal ion binding; mRNA binding. NCBI's taxonomy places the organism in Eukaryota, Viridiplantae, Streptophyta, Magnoliopsida, Ranunculales, Papaveraceae. Bases 135 to 1658 code for a protein of 507 amino acids. The transcript is spliced from 12 exons. The record is from RefSeq and is a predicted model, not a curated record.
UCCUCGGCUGCUAUUUCUCUCUCUCAAAAUAAGACCGAAAAAAAAAUCAUUCUCUCAUACUACUAGUAUUUUCUAGGGUUUUAGUACUACUCGUACUACACCAAGUCGAAGUACUAGUGCUAGGUUAAUCAUAGAUGCACAUGAUGAACCACCAUGACAGAUAUAGGUUUCCUUCAAUUUCACAACAGUCCUUAUGGCCACCUGGUGUUGACGCGUCUUCUUCUUUCAGCCCUUGUUUUGCUGGUACUAAGCGUACUUCUUCCGAAGCACUCUACCAUCAGACUUAUCUGGGAACGAGUAACACUUUUGGGCAAAGUGAGGCUUUUUAUUCUGCAAACAAUCUAAGCAAGCGCCCUAGGUUCGAGAGCACAAGCCAUUUGCCUAUCUAUCCCCAAAGGCCAGGAGAGACGGACUGUGCUCACUAUAUGCUCACAAGAACCUGUAGGUUUGGUGAUACCUGCAAGUUCGAUCAUCCUAUUUGGGUUCCUGAGGGUGGUAUCCCGGAUUGGAAAGAGGUUCCACUUGUCCCUUUGGGUGAUACUCUUCCGGAAAGACCCGGAGAGCCUGCUUGUCCUUACUUCCUGAAGACCAAAAAGUGCAGAUUUGGUUUUAAAUGCAAGUUCAACCACCCAAAAGAUAUAACAAAGUCUGUGGAUGCUUCUAAGAUUGUUGAUCUUUCUCUAUUACCUGAAAGGCCAUAUGCUCCACCAUGUUCAUUUUACAUGAAGACUGGAAUAUGUAAAUUUGGUGAAUCUUGUAAGUUUCAUCAUCCUAAAGAUAUUCAAAUACCAGUAACUGGUCAAGAAAAUGGUUGCGCAGAGCACGAUGCCUCUGUGGGUUCUUUUGAUAGUAUAAUGUCGGUGAAACCACCAUUUGUUCCAUUUACCCCAGCAUCACUGCAUAAUACCAAAGGACUUCCAGUUAGACCGGGUGAAGUGGAUUGCCCUUUCUAUCUUAAGACUGGCAGUUGCAAGUAUGGCGCCACUUGUCGUUACAGUCAUCCUGAGAGAGCAGUCAUCAGCAUAUCAGUUGCCCCUGGCCUAGGGCAUGCAAUGAUGACCUCCUCAGCAUCUAGUAUGAAUGUUGGACUCAUCAAUCCUGCUGCUAUGGUUCUUCCGACCAUCGACCCAAGGCUUGGACAAGCAACGCUGGGGUUGGGAGUGGCUGUCUACCCUCAACGACCUGGACAGACGGAAUGUGAAUUUUACAUGAAAACCGGGGAUUGCAAGUUUGGUGAGAGAUGCAAGUACCAUCAUCCGAUAGAUCGGACAGCAGCGACUCAGUCAAUGCCUAAGCAGGAUGUAAAACUCACCCUUGCAGGACUACCUAGGAGAGAGGGUGCAGUGGUCUGCCCUUUCUACAUGAAGACAGGGGCAUGCAAAUAUGGUUCUAGUUGCAGGUUUGAUCACCCCCCACCAGGGGAGGCUGUAGCCAUGGCUACAGUAGUCCAAGGAUCUUCAUCUGCCCCCCUAUCAGGAAAGGCUGUAGCAAUGGCUACAACAGUACAAGGAUCUUCAUCUGCCCCCCCAUUGGGGGAGGCUGUAGCCAUGCCUACAGUAACACAAGGAUCUUCGUUUGCUGCAGAGGACGGAGAAAGUAAUAAUAAUAAUAACACAAUAGUACCUGAAGUAGCCAUCUCAUUUGGCUCCACAAGUUAACCGAGCUAAAAUUUUCUGUACUUGUAUUUUAGUGUUUUUUUUUCCUAGCUUUAUUGGGGGCCAUGGAUAUUGAUUGGGGGCCUUGCACUAGAGGACAAAAAAGGUCACCCCACCCUAAUUUGUGUUGCCCAUUAUCAAAAUAUUUUCUAAAUGGCUAAAAUGCCCCUGAAUGAUUAGUAUUAAUAAUUAAUUAAGUUAAUUAGUGUGGUAA